Molecule: messenger RNA, 1464 nt
Organism: Prorocentrum cordatum
Lineage: Eukaryota; Dinophyceae; Prorocentrales; Prorocentraceae
Source: the annotation of a GenBank genome assembly
UCCCCUCCCUGAGCAGCGCAGGAUCAGAAGUGCGAGGGCCAUGGCGGCCGCAACCGCCCAUCGCGCCAUGGGCGCCCCGGCGUUCCUCCGGACGCAGGCCGCGGCGUCCGCGCGCUCCCUUCGGGACGGCAGGCCGCCGGGCGCCACGGGCUUCCGACGGCGGCCGCGCGGGGCGCAGGCCGCGCGGCUCUGCUCGUUGCUGCGGCGCGUGGUCUGUGGCACCCUGUCGCUCGCGCUGCAGCGCUCGCUGGCCGACGCGGCUCUGCUGGCGGAUCUCUCCCCCCAGGACCUGGCCGCGGCCGCCGCCGGCGUCGCGCGGGCUCCGCGCGUCCUGCCGGAGGCGGCCGCGGCGGUGGUCUGGGCCGCCGCGGCGAGGCCCCAGGCGGAGGAGCUGCCGGCACAGGUCCUGCUCCAGCUGGCCACGGCGCUGGCCGAGCUUCGCGAGCGCAUACCCCAGGAAGAGGAGGACAAACUCGAUGCGGCACUGUUGCUGGGGCUCUGGCCCAAGCUCGCAGCGGCAGCCCAGAAGGACUUCGAGGGCGGCACUGCGAGCGUCGGUCCGGCGCUGAUGUGGGGCUCGAUGCAUUGGAGAGACUGCGGGCACUAAGGGAUGUCAGGAUGUCGUGCCCGUUGGUUUGUUUGCAGUACGUCGCACGCUCCAGACCAGUUCAAGCUGUGCAGUAAGUUGCACAUGAUCUUGUAGAUCCGCUAGCCGCAGGGCUCGGCCACGCCCGCACUCACUUGCCUGUGCUUUUCCUGUGGAUGAGAGUUGUUGCAGCACGCGCAUGAUCUGAUGGUCAGGCUGCUGCAGGCCACCGCAGCGCUGCUCACACUUUCGAUGUGUACAGGUUGCGAUGGGGCCUAACAGGAGCUAUCCACACACGUAACGCGAUGAGGGGAGCAAACAAUCCUCUCUCGUCAGCCGCUGUUCCAAGCCUUUGUGCAUGAGCCCCCCCCCCAGCCCGACCCCGCUGGCAGUUCUGUUGUUGUUUUUGGUGUCGCGUGACACUGCAUUGAAAGUCUCGAUCCAGAAGCAAGCACGUGGCUCCUGGCACCUUUUAUUGAUCGCCGAUGAGGUGCAAAUCUCUGAUCUUAUCCCAGGGACCCCCUCGUGGGCAUGAUGCACGCUUCACAUGUCGACCUACCGGCGCUGCAGAUAGUCUGUUCCCGAGUGCUUCUGGACAGCGAUGGACCGGUGCUCGCGUUCUCGCGCGUUUGGUAGUCAGAUGUCCUUUUAUUGCGCCAGCGAGCGCGAGAUCACGCGUUUGAGAUACGAUUGUCAACGGUCCUCUUUGAUCUUCGAGAUGCCCCGUUCCGGUGCGUGCCAGCGCCCACCAACCAAAUUACGUGGCGGCCUCGCCGGGAAUGUGGACACACGUCUCAUCUUUUAGGUUACCCCGUCAUUUGCGAGUUGGCCGAGCGAUUAUGUGGGUGAGGAUUUCUGCGAGACCAUUCUGAUGCAUG